AGAGCUUUUGGCUCAAGCCUUCAAGAGCUUGUUCGAAGCAAAAGCUUGGAAGAUACCUGGGGACACAUUGCCAUGUCCUUCGACGAUGAGAAGAGACCGCCGGUCACUUACGAAAAUGGCAAAGAGGCUGGGGUCGCGGCAGAAGAGGACAUCAGGAGAACAUCUGUGGUCACAUCGAUCAACCUGAACAGCAAUCUGGAUGCGAAGAUUUCGAACCCUCUGGCUGGCAUCCCAUAUGCUUCACUCAUGGCCGAUGUCGAGGCAUUCGCCGCCGAGAAGGGCAUGACCGACGAGCUCGACCUUUUGAAAAAGGGCGCCCUUAUUGCCCAAGACCCAGGCAACUUCGAAAAUCUUGAAGCGCUAGAUGAGCACGAGAAGGAAUUUCUGCGCUACGAAGCUGCCCACAAAUGGAGUCACCCCCUCAAACUCUACAUCACCAUUAUCGUCUGCUCAAUCGGUGCUGCCGUGCAAGGAUGGGACCAAACUGGGUCGAAUGGUGCAAACUUGAGCUUUCCUCAGGAGUUCGGCAUCGGAAAUGGCGACACCAAGGGUGCUCCAAAUCAAGUGCGCGACAGCUGGCUCGUCGGUGUCGUCAAUGCUGGACCGUAUAUUGGAUCGGCCUUCAUCGGCUGCUGGCUGUCUGAUCCCUGCAACUAUUACUUUGGACGAAGAGGCACAAUCUUCAUCUCUGCCAUUUUCUGCUUGAUCACGCCGAUUGGAGGAGCGCUCACACAGACCUGGGAAGAACUAUUCAUUACUCGAUUGCUCAUGGGCAUUGGAAUGGGUCUGAAAGGAUCCUCUGUGCCCAUCUUUGCAGCGGAGAACUCCCCAGCAAAGAUUAGAGGUGCUCUGGUUAUGUCUUGGCAAAUGUGGACGGCUUUCGGUAUCUUCCUCGGGUUUUGCGCGAACCUCGCUGUCUACCAAGUCGGAGAUAUCGCCUGGCGACUACAGAUUGGGUCCGCUUUCAUCCCAGCCGUGCCACUCGUACUUGGUAUCUACUUCUGCCCCGAAAGCCCAAGAUGGUAUAUGAAGAAGAACCGAUAUCGUAAGGCGUACGAGUCUCUUCUCAAGCUACGAUUCCAGCCUCUCCAGGCCGCGCGUGACUUGUACUAUAUCCAUGCGCAGCUGCAAAUCGAGGCAAGCAUUGUCGGCAAGAGCAAUUAUGUCACGCGCUUCGCUCAGCUCUUCACGAUUCCACGAAUUCGAAGGGCAACGCUGGCUUCAUUUACCGUCAUGAUUGCCCAGCAGAUGUGCGGAAUCAACAUCAUUGCAUUCUACUCAUCAACUGUUUUCCGCGAGGCCAAUGCUACCGAACGUGAUGCUCUGAUCGCAUCCUUCGGAUUCGGUCUAGUCAACUUCGUCUUCGCCUGGCCUGCCAUCUGGACCAUCGACACCUUCGGAAGAAGAGCACUUCUCCUUUUCACCUUCCCUCAAAUGGCCUGGACACUUCUUGCAGCAGGAUUCUGCUUCUUGAUUCCUGGAGAAGGGUCUGGUCGACUGGGGGCGAUUUCGCUCUUCAUCUACCUAUUCGCCGCCUUCUACUCUCCCGGCGAAGGACCGGUGCCAUUCACAUACAGUGCUGAAGUCUUCCCUCUCUCCCACCGAGAAGUCGGCAUGGGUUGGGCAGUCGCUACCUGUCUCUUCUGGGCCGCCGUACUUUCGAUCUCAUUCCCAGCAAUUUUAGCCGCUUUCACGCCAACCGGGGCUUUCGGUUUCUACGCAGGCCUCAAUGUCGUAGCUUUCUUCAUGAUUUUCUUAUUCGUUCCCGAGACGAAACAACGCACUCUUGAGGAACUGGAUUACAUUUUUGCUGUUCCGGGUAGUAAGUUCAUUCGAUACCAGACGACUAAGGCUGCGCCGUGGUGGUUUAAGCGAUGGGUUAUGUUCAAUAAGAGCGCUACUCUGGAGCCUCUUUACGAUUUUGACCAUUCUCUUGCGAAUUCUCAGAAGGUUGGGGUUGCUUGAGCGUGUGAGUGAGUUUAGGUGGGAGAGAGCGUUAAUGCAACGGAGAUGUGUAAUUGUCAUACCUUUGUGUAUCUAUCGCUAAGGAUAAUAUUGUAACUCAGCAUAGGAGAACGGCAUGUCGGUAUCAAUGGC
Pseudocercospora fijiensis CIRAD86 is the source of this 2097-nucleotide messenger RNA. RefSeq lists its product as uncharacterized. The coding region runs from base 73 to 1965 and encodes 630 amino acids. Lineage: Eukaryota; Fungi; Ascomycota; Dothideomycetes; Mycosphaerellales; Mycosphaerellaceae. Gene Ontology annotation, cellular component: membrane. The record is from RefSeq and is a predicted model, not a curated record. Gene Ontology annotation, biological process: transmembrane transport. Gene Ontology annotation, molecular function: myo-inositol:proton symporter activity. The transcript is spliced from 7 exons.